AUGUCAAGAAACGUUUCUUUAACAUCUUUAGCCGGCUGUCUUUGUGGAUUAAUUUGCCUACUGGUGCAAACCGUGAACCAGAUUCACAGCUGGUUCUGGGCCAACGCUUGCGCCCAAGUGUGCCUGUUCACUCACUGCUGGCAGAGGUAUGGCGCAAUUCGUAAUGAGCCUUUUGGAGCACGUUGUCCAUUCUGCUUAGAAAUGCACAUCAGUGAUCCCCAUGGGCUUCCCACCGGCACGCCGCUAACUGUGCCCAUCCCCUCGGCCAGUUCGGCGGGGAUCGGACGCAGGAAACAUGAGCUCACGUGA
Colletotrichum lupini is the source of this 309-nucleotide messenger RNA. RefSeq lists its product as uncharacterized. Bases 1 to 309 code for a protein of 102 amino acids. The transcript has a single exon. Lineage: Eukaryota; Fungi; Ascomycota; Sordariomycetes; Glomerellales; Glomerellaceae. The record is from RefSeq and is a predicted model, not a curated record.